AACCGGCAACAGUUCGCUACAAAAGACGAAGUUGUUUCAUUUCUGACACUUCGUUUUCACAGAUUUUGUACAAGGAAGGGUUUCGCGUUGGAGACCUUCAAGUUCUUAGCGUUCACCGCUUUCACAAGAGGUUUAGGCACCCGCGAGAGGCGCCUAAAUUCGCCAAAACUUUACAGCAAAAAGAACCACCGUUUAAAACGGCAGUUGAACCCGUACUAGCCUUUAUAAAAGAGCAAAAAAAAUGUACGCACCGGUUGCAGAUUUUAAACGCAGAAUGGCCUUCUCAAACCAGAGUCGAUUGUCCACUGGACAUUCGAGAAGACAGUCUAUACGAAAGUCUUCAGAACGAGGAACGUUUAAUCGAAAAGCCUCAAAUCGAAAUUCCGCAAGAGUUUAUUGCAGACGAGAUCGACUACAAUUUGCCCUCGACUACGAAACAAGAAUCGAAGCUAAAAGUUCACAAGAAAACGAAAUUCGAGGGCCUAGCCUUCACAAAGAUGGACAAUAUCUUCUUCGGGGAUCUGGAUGGUCCAUUUGAUUUUGAAGAUAUAUUCCCGGAUGACCCAUGGAUUAAAAAUACAGAUGUCCCUGUACAAAAUCUUGAAAUACCGGAGCACAGUGCGGUUACUGCACGAGAAGUCUUAGAAGAAACAAUUCUAUCACCUGAUGUAAACGUGCAGAGCACAGUAGUAGAAGAAACUGAUCAUUUCUUCUCUGAACAAUUUAUAAACCUGGCUACAAUGGAGUCUAAUGUGAACUCUCUCGCCACUGAUCCUAUGGCUGGUUUUGAGGCCACGGAUAACAUGAUCAUGCGAAAUUUUGAAGAGUUGCUAGCUAAUGUGAAACAGGAUGUUCCUGAGUUCACAUACGAAGCUUCUUCUCAGCUUCAAAAUCUCCACGUUCAUGUUUCUCCAGAGCCUGAAAAUGACCUCACUGCAGCGGUGGUCCCAGAUGUGAUGAUUGCUGAGAAUGUACCUUCCCUUCCCGAAAGUCCUACCGACACCACCAAUUCUGGUGUGUUCGCAAAUGAUUUCUCCCUUGACUUGAAUCAACUUGAUCCAGCAAUUGUGAAACUGUUAGAAAACCUUGAAAGAUCUGAAGAUACAACUGUCAAACCUGACAGCAAAAAGAGGCCUCUCGUGGAAGUCGAGGAGCCUGCUGACACCGCUCCUGCAAGCAAGAAGACAAAGUCGCAGUCAUGUAGCUCUGAAGAGGGUGUUCCUGACAAAAUUGCUGUAAGGAGAAUGAAGAACAAUGAAGCCUCUCGUGUCUGCAGAGCUUCCAGGAAGGCGAGACACAAUGACUUGUUUGAUCAGGAGAAAAAGCUUACAAUUGAAAACAAAGAGCUGGCUGCGAAGGUGAAGGAAUUAUCAGCAACUGUAGAAUACCUCAGAAAUCAUUUGGUUGUCAAAUUAAGUGGACGGUGCAAUUAAUUUAGCCAGUAGAAAUAUGAUCAAAAUUACAAUUAGAAUUCUGUAUAAUAUUUAUCAUUGACUAUGCAUGAUUCUGUGUGUUAUAUAUAGUGUCAGAAGAAGUCAAUGGCAAAUAUUAUGUGGAUCAAUAGUCGACAAACCACUGUAACAUAUAUAUAAUCACAAACGAACAAAAAAAACGACAAAAAAACAACAAAACGGAAAGACAAAAAAAGGACAAGACAAAACAAAACACAAAAAUAUUUGCACAAUUAGUCUAGAAUCAUGCCAAAGGCAUUUUAGUUGUUUAGAACUUGUGUAAAAUCAUUCUUAUGUUCUUAUUACUACCAAUUUCUGUAACAAAAUUUUCAAAAUAUACUCUCAUAACUUUA
Molecule: messenger RNA, 1804 nt
Organism: Dendronephthya gigantea
Lineage: Eukaryota; Metazoa; Cnidaria; Anthozoa; Malacalcyonacea; Nephtheidae
Exons: 2
Coding region: 498-1433 (311 amino acids)
Biological process (GO): DNA-templated transcription; regulation of transcription by RNA polymerase II
Molecular function (GO): RNA polymerase II cis-regulatory region sequence-specific DNA binding; DNA-binding transcription factor activity, RNA polymerase II-specific
Source: RefSeq, a predicted model, not a curated record